Messenger RNA from Schistosoma margrebowiei, 1451 nucleotides. NCBI's taxonomy places the organism in Eukaryota, Metazoa, Platyhelminthes, Trematoda, Strigeidida, Schistosomatidae. The record is from the annotation of a GenBank genome assembly.
CUGGUGCUACUGCGCAAUCAUUAAGUGUGGCGUUACAUAGUCGUGGAAACUUUAGAGAUGCUUGUUUAUUCCUAUUAAAAACAGUCUAUUUUACUCAGAAAAUAUCUGCUACGGCAGACUAGACACUUGAGAUUUAUACUUUCAAAACGGUUUCUAAAAUGAAUGGAUUUGCAAGACAAGGUGUCAUUCGUGAUGACAACGGUAAUUUGAUAAUCCCCCCAACCCAACGACCCGAUGGUACAUGGAGAAAAGCCGUUCGUGUUAAAGAGGGCUACAUUCCUCAGGAAGAAAUUCCACUUUACCGAUCUGCUGGUGUACAAAUCCUUGAGAAGAAAUCACAGUUCGUCAUCCCAGGUUUGACAAAAUACGAUGCGGAAAAGCUAAAGCUAGAACGACAAAAACAGUCACAAUCUGAUACGCCAGCAUUAAACCCAGUCCUUAAAAAGAAAAAAUCUAAGAAAUCAAAAUGCAAACAAACUGAUGUCCAAUCUCCAGGAACAUCAGAACAAACAGAACUGGAUUCAACAAAACUUACAAAAUGCAGUACUACUUCACCAAAUUACUCUGAUAAAGUGAACAUUGAAAUUCCAACUGAUGCAACCGUGACUAACACUGAAAAUAUUGAUCGACAGCUUAAACGUGAACAUAAACGAUUACUCCAAAUAGAAGAGAUAGAGAAAAAGAAACAAGCUGGAGAGAAUUUAAACAAAGAUCAAUUGAUAAAGUUAGGCCACAAACAAGCUGUUGAACAGCUCAUUGAACAGCUGACGUUACUUAAAACUAAAUGACGUUGUCCUGACAUUUUUUUCGACAGCAGAAUCGAUUUCGUUUUUUUACUUUUUCUGUCCCAUCCCACUUUGUUCCAAGUGUUUUUAAAUCGAAUAUAACAGAACCAAACUAGACAAGAUUAAGAAUAUACUGAUGAAUUUAUCAAAUAAUUGAUCCACUACCAAUAAACAUAUGUUAUUAGUUACCAAUACUGAGUUCAACAAACUAAUGUGAUGCAAGGGCAUUUGUGCAUGUUCAAUGUAGAUAUAUAUUUUUUUCAUUAGCGUUUUAUAAACUUUAAUUUUUAUAUGGAAAACCAUGGUACUUUUAAUAUUUUUUACAUGUUUGUAUAAUCAAUGUAAUAUAUAAAUUAUAAUCACACUUAUUUUGUUGUAUAAAAAGUACUGUUGCUGGUUGAAACAAAAUUUGAUAAAUGUACCCCUAUUUAACUCCAAGCUUAAUGAUGAUUAUAAAAACAAUCUCAAUAACGAAUCAUGUAACAGGAUGCAGUUAUUUUGUGCAAUACUAAUUGUAUUUAUGAUAACAAAAUAACUUCAAAUUAAUAGUUAAUAUGUAGUUUGCAAACAGUAGUUUGAAAUAUUUUAAUACUAUUCUUAUCAUGGAUUAUUCAUAUUGUGAUAUGCGAAUUUUGUUAUAAAUAAAAUUAUUGUAAGCAUAGUGAA